UUGACAGUGUCAGAGCGACCCGAGUUUAGCUGUGCUCUUUCACUUCUCUCAGUAUAGCUGCAAACUUAUAUGUGUAAAGAUGUUCUCGGCGUUCCGUUUAUUGUAGAGAAAAAAAAGUAAAUUAUUGUUUUUCUCCCCUGAUGAAAAUCCCCAAAUAGUUUCCCAGUGCAUUUCCCAUCGGUGUGCGUGCGUUUGCGACAAAUUGAAUGGUGAAGAGUGCUUUUUUGGUAGUUUUUCUAAAGAUUUGUGACAGAAGUCUUGAUAGUUUUUUUUUCUGUACCCCUCUGUGCUUGAUGGAAAAAAACUGCAACAUUUAAUUACGUGCUUAGUGUGUAUGUUUUAAAGCUUUCACGGCAUUAAUGGUGGUAGCGCAAAAAUGAUUUAAUGUGCAACGGAAAAAUUAAAACAUUGGACUAAAAAAAAUGGGAUAAAAUAUUCAUUGCCACCAUCAGGCCAAAAAGUCCGAUUAAUUUUCACCUGGAAGGCCGUAUUAUAUACUUUUUGGCAUAAUUGAGAGAAUAAAAUGCUAUUCUAAAAUACAAUAGAAAAACAAAAAACGAAAACGAAACACCUCCAUAAACUGACUUGGAAAUUAAAUAAAAAGGGGAGUGUGUGUGCAGAAAAAAAAGUAAACGAAAUCUUUAUACAAAGAUGAAUGUAAAAAUAUUUCGAAGGGGUUCAGCACGCUGUAUUGGACUUCUAUCUGCCCUUGUUACGAUACUUCUUUGUCUCUACUACAUCUCAAUUGGUCAGCCAUUGUCCUCGAGAGAUCGCGGUACAAAUGACAAAAGAGUCUUGCAUACAAAUGAAAAAUUAAGUGCUUCUAAUGGGACAUGGAACAAUUGGUUGGAGACUGGCAAAUUGGAAUCGUCGAAGAAAUCAAUUGGAAAUUUGAUACUUUCCCCAAAAAAUUCAUCAAAUUCGUUAGCUAAUGGGAAAGCACCCACCUUGCAGAUAAAUGAAGACUGGACAAAAUGUAGGGGAUUGUAUGAAAGUGAGACGGAUAUCACAACACUGGACGAAUACUCAAAGUUUGACUUCCAACCCGAAUGGAUGAAGAGCAAAGAGUACUGGGACAAAACUUUUGAGGCACGUUUCGAGGAAUUACGCAAAAAUCCAGAGCGUCCCCCACUUAAAGUAAUUCUCGUACCACAUUCACACAAUGAUCCUGGAUGGCUACGAACAUACAUCAACUACUUUGAGUUGGAUUCCAGACAGAUACUCAAUUUAAUUGUUGCAAAACUGCAAGAGUACGAAGACAUGACUUUCAUUUGGUCUGAAAUUUGUAUUUUGCAAUUAUGGUGGGAUCAGGCACAUCCUCAGAAGCAAAGGGCACUAAAACAGCUUGUACAGUCCGGACGACUUGAAAUAACCACCGGUGGCUGGGUAAUGACGGACGAGGCGAAUGUUCACAUUUACGCAAUGGUCGAUCAGCUAAUUGAGGGUCAUCAGUGGGUGAGGAAUCACCUUAAUGUCACCCCACGCGUGGGGUGGUCAAUUGAUCCCUUCGGCCAUGGGAGUACUGUGCCCUUCUUGCUCUCCUCCAGUGAUUUCGAUGGCACAAUCAUUCAGCGGAUACACUAUGCGUGGAAGCAGUGGUUCGCCAAGCAUCAAUCAGGAGAUUUCCUGUGGAAACCCUUCUGGCAGAGCCCAACACGCACCAAUGAUCUCCUAACACACAACAUGCCUUUCGACAUUUACUCCAUCAAACAUUCCUGCGGGCCACAUCCCUUCAUUUGUCUCAACUUUGAUUUCCGCAAGAUCCCCGGUGAGUACACGGAGUACUCGAUAAAAGCCCAAUUUAUCACAAAUGAGAAUAUCGCAACAAAAGCCGAUCUCCUCAUUGAGCAAUACGCAAGAACGGCAUCAUUGUUCCCACACAAUGUUGCCCUCAUACCAAUUGGUGAUGAUUUCCGAUACAACAAAGAGCGCGAAUUUGAGCAACAGUACAUAAAUUACAAGAAACUCGUUGACUACAUCAACACCCACAGAGAACGCUAUGGGAAUGCCGAAAUAUCCUUUGGUACGCCCGUUGAUUACUUCCGUGCCGUGAAGAAGCGCCAAGAGAAAUUCCCCACGCUCAAGGGAGACUUCUUCGUCUACAGCGACAUCUUCACCGAAGGCCGUCCUGCCUACUGGAGUGGCUACUACACAACGAGACCCUCCUACAAGAUCCUAAGUCGUGAUUUGGAGCACAAUCUCCGUUCACUGGAAAUCCUCUUCACGGUUGCCUUCAAUAGAGCACGACAGAGCAAGAAUUAUGACGCAUUGAGAAUCUUUGAGAAGAAUUAUGAGAAAAUUAUUCACGCCCGAAGGAAUUUGGGUCUAUUCCAGCAUCAUGACGCCAUAACGGGGACAUCCAAGUCAAAUGUUAUGCGUGACUAUGGCACGAGAAUCUUCACGAGUAUCCAAGAUUCGGUGAAGUUGCAGGAAUCAACGAUUGAGAUGCUCCUGCAGAAGGAAGAUCAUCACAUUGAACAUGGUUUCAUACUCAGCGAACUCGAGCGGGAUAGCUACAACAAGAUCCCCCGAAAGACACCCAUUCAUGUAAAGCAAAAUAAAACGCUCGAAUUUGUCCUGUACAAUUCCCUCCUGCAGGAGAGGCUUGAGGUUGUCCUCCUGCGGACACUCAGCCCCAAUGUUCGGGUGCUCAACAGCGAUCGUGUUGAAAUGGAAAUUCAAAUUAAUCCUGUGUGGAAUAUAAGUGAGAGCACAGACUCCCUAACUAAUAUGUACGCAAGUGGGAAUGCCGUAAAUAGGAUAACAAUUUCUGAGCAUGAAUUUGAAAUAAUGUUCGUAACGAAACUCCCACCAUUAUCCCUGACAACGUUCACUGUGGAGCAUAUUGGAGAUGCCCGCAGUCGAAUGGCCACAAUUUACUGCAAUGAUUGCCACAACGAUCGUCACAAAGACUUUGAGGUGCGAAAUAAACUGCCAGGAGAUGUUCAGCUGGAGAAUCAGAAGAUGCGCCUCCUGUUCGAUGAGCACAGUGGCUUCCUCAAGACCGUAACAAUGAAGAAUAUGGGUAAACCCAUUCAGUGUGCUAUCAAUUUUGGUGCCUACCGCAGUGCUCAAUUCCAUUCGGGGGCGUACCUCUUCAAAACCGACCCUGACCAUCAGAAUGCCGAAAAGGACGUCCUGGAGCAGUACACCGAUGUGAAGAUUCUCAUAACAUCCGGUCCUAUUGCCAGUGACGUCACUGUGAUCUACGGACCCUUCCUAGCGCACACAGUACGCAUCUACAACACAAAGACGGACCUAGAUCAGGCGGUGUACAUUGAGAAUGACAUUGAUUUUGAGCCACCGCCGAAGAAUCGUGAAACGGAGUUAUUCAUGCGAUUCGUUACGGACAUUGAGAAUGGGGAGAUUCCGGAAUUCUAUUCGGAUCUCAAUGGGUUCCAAUUCCAGAAGCGCGUGAAAGUUAGUCAAAUUGGUGUUGAGGGGAACUACUUCCCAAUCACCACGGCAGCCUUCAUUCAAGAUGACCGACUGAGACUCACCCUACUCACGAAUCAUGCCCAAGGGAGUGCCAGUCUCGAUCCUGGGCAACUUGAGGUAAUGCUCGAUCGACGAACACUGUACGAUGAUUAUCGUGGAAUGGGUGAAGGUGUUGUGGAUAGUCGUUUGACACGCCAUCGAUUCUGGUUGUUGCUGGAGACAAAACCCACUGCCCCAGUGCCGCCAAAUGAAACAAAUGACCCAGGAAAGGAGAAGAAGCCCACCAGUGAGGAUCAAACGUACCAUGUACUGAGCCUCUUUGGCAAUCAUCUCAGCAAUAGCCUCAACUAUCCAGCAAACAUUUACUUUGUGGAACGCGAUGAUGAUCUUCCAUUGAAGAUAAAUCAAAUUGUUCCACUCCUACAGCACUCAUUCCCAUGUGAUUUCCACCUUUUAACCCUAAGGACCCAAACUGAAGUCAAUCUACCCCUCUUCCCAGCUAAAACAGCUCUAAUGGUCAUCCAACGGCAGGGCUAUGACUGCAAUCUUGCCACAGUUGAUAACAAUUGUACAAAAUUCCGCGGAUUGGAGAAGCAACUCUUCAGGGAUGUCCACAUUCAGGACAUCACACAGGCCAGUCUCACGGGGUUGCAUGAGAAGGCAAAGAUUGAGAAAUCAAGUGAUAUGUCUAUUGAACCAAUGGAAGUUAGAACGUUCGUUCUAAGAUUCUAAAGCACUCUAGAACAAUUUUUAGUUUAUUUUUUAAUUAUUAAGGUAAAAAACGUUUUUAAUUUAGUAAAGGAAUGUGCAAAUAUAAAUUUUUAUUAGGUAUGGGAAUGAAUGAAUAUCUCAAUUUUUCUUUGUUAUUUGUUUUCUAAUUAUUUAAUUUUUUUUUUCUUAAAUUAAUUCUCAUGCGAAAGAUCUAAAUUAGGAAUGAUUUGAAAAGAGAGAUUUUUUUUCUAAAUUAUUAUAAAUCUUGAGAUAUUUUGUAUGAUGAAGAUGAAUUAGAAAAUAAUAUGGAUUAGGGAAAAUGUAGACUUUGUGCACACGAUCAAAUAGAACACGAAAAGGUAAUGGCCCCAGAAUGCAAAAAAAAUAAUCAUUAGUGAAACAAGAAGAUAAAAAAAAUAGUAGAAUCUCAAAUAUAUCGUAAAAAAUAAGUUUAAGAACAAAUUCAGUAAGAUGGAGAACAAACACACAGACAGUAUGACCCUGAGGAUGAUUCAAAGUAUUAAAUAGAUUUAAUUUUUUAAAUUGAAUGUGCAGGUAAUAUAUAAUGUUUAUAGAAAUAUAUAUAAUAGUGAAUGAGUAGAAAUUAGUGGGAAUUUAAUCAUGACAAAAAAUAUAUAGUUAAAAUAUUUAAAGAGUAUUAUAAUUUUAUCACGUUUAGAGAUUAGAAAGUAAAAAAAAAAUUACUCAAAGAUUUAACAAAAAAAAAUAACUAAUGUCACGUUUUCUCGCGUUUUUUGGCUUUAAUUUGACCUUUAACUUUGUUUUUUUUUUGGGUUUUUUCCAUCAUUUAUUUAUGAUAGUUAAUUAGCGUCCUCCAUACUUUUAACGGUGCAGCUCUCAAUUAGGCAGCUUUUAAUUUUUAAUUUUUAAAUUUAAGUUAAAAACGAUCUGAUUAAGUUAUAAUAUUUUUGCCCUUUAGUUCGAUUUACGUGCUUUUAGGCAAAGUGAAAUUAUUCCAAAUAUAUUUUAAGAUUUAUGUUCACUAUUAUACUAAAGAUUUAUUGUCUAUUUGUAAAUAAUUUUGCAUUUUUUAAAUACAUUUAAAAAAUAUCUACUUUUA
Messenger RNA from Lutzomyia longipalpis, 5230 nucleotides. RefSeq names its product alpha-mannosidase 2 (gene alpha-Man-IIb). Gene Ontology annotation, molecular function: alpha-mannosidase activity; carbohydrate binding. NCBI's taxonomy places the organism in Eukaryota, Metazoa, Arthropoda, Insecta, Diptera, Psychodidae. The record is from RefSeq and is a predicted model, not a curated record. Gene Ontology annotation, biological process: protein deglycosylation; mannose metabolic process; N-glycan processing. The transcript has 6 exons. Gene Ontology annotation, cellular component: Golgi membrane. Bases 652 to 4170 code for a protein of 1172 amino acids.